GCGCGGAGCGGAGCGGGGCGCGGAGCGGAGCCGGGCGAUGCCGAAGCCGGGGGCGCUGCUGCUGCGGGGCAGCCGGCCCGGGGACAGCGAGCUGGGCCGGCAGUUCCGCGACUGGUGCCUGCGCACCUACGGGGACUCCGCCAAGACCAAGACGGUGACCCGGAGCAAGUACCAGCGCAUCGCCGAGGUGCUGCAGGGCGGCCCCGGCCCCGGCCCCGGUCCCGGUCCCGGCCCCGGCGCCGGCGCCGGCGGGGAGAAAGGCAAGUUCCAGUUCUGGGUCCGGUCCAAGGGCUUCCGCCUGGGCAACGGCAGCAGGGAGGCGACGAAGAUGGGUCAAGUGGUGGUAUAUGUGCCGGUGAAAACGGGAACGGGGGCAGAUGGACUGUCGGAGCCCGAGGGCAUCUCUCUGAAACGCGUUGCUGUGGUGGAAGAUUUCUUUGACAUCAUAUACUCAAUGCAUGUGGAGAACUCGUCGGAGCCAGGCAAAGCGCCCAAGCAUGCCGGGCAGAAGAAAACCUACCGAGCGAUCGCAGAGACCUAUGCUUUCCUUCCAAGAGAAGCUGUGACCAGGUUUCUGAUGAGUUGCACGGAGUGCCAGAAGAGGAUGCAUUUCAACUCCAACGGACUGGAGCCCAAAGAAAGCGAGCCGCCCUCCUCUUUGGUCUCGGGAAUCAUCGACUACAACAUGCCGCUCACCUCCACGUACUUGAAGCAGAUGAAGCUGCGGGUCAUGAAUUCACAAGAGCAGGAUGAGACCUCGGUGAGCAGCGAGGAUUUUGAUAUGAACGACUCCACAUGGAUCUCAGCUGACCAGCAUCUGAACUCCAGCUUGAGCCCCAGCCAGGACGAGAGCAUGCGCAGCCCUCAAAACCUCCACAGCCAGGAGGAUGACGACUCGUCGUCGGAGAGCUGCAGCGGGAACGGCUCCUCCACCCUGAACCCCUCCACCUCCAGCAGCACGCAGGGGGACAGCGCCUUCCCCGAGAUGAACGGCAAUGGCACGGCCGCCCCCAUGGACUUCGCCGCCUCGGCCGAGGACCAGCCCAUCAACCUGUGCGACAAGCUCGCGCCCGCCCACGUCACUCCUUCCUACCCGUCGGACGGCUGCAGCGCGGACGGGCUGCGGAGCCGGGUGAAGUACGCGGCGAAGACGACGGCAGAGUCUCCCCCCUACAGCUCCGGCAGCUAUGACUCCAUCAAGACUGAGGUCAGCGGCUGCCCCGAAGACCUGACCGUCGGCCGAGCGCCAACAGCCGAUGACGACGACGACGACCACGACGACCACGAGGACAAUGACAAAAUCAAUGACUCCGAGGGGAUGGAUCCCGAGCGGCUGAAGGCCUUCAACAUGUUUGUGCGUCUCUUUGUGGACGAGAAUCUGGACCGGAUGGUUCCCAUCUCCAAGCAGCCCAAGGAGAAGAUCCAGGCCAUCAUCGAGUCCUGCAGCCGGCAGUUCCCCGAGUUCCAGGAGCGGGCUCGCAAGCGCAUUCGCACUUACCUCAAGUCCUGCCGCCGCAUGAAGAAGAACGGCAUGGAGAUGACCAGGCCCACCCCACCCCACCUGACCUCAGCCAUGGCAGAAAACAUCCUGGCAGCCGCCUGCGAGAGCGAAACACGGAAAGCAGCCAAGAGAAUGCGGCUGGAGAUCUACCAGACAUCCCAGGACGAGCCCAUCGCUCUGGACAAGCAGCACUCCCGCGACUCCACGGCCAUCACCCACUCCUCCUACUCACUGCCAGCUUCGUCUUACUCCCAGGACCCGGUCUACAUCAACGGGAGCCUGAACUACAGCUACCGUGGCUACGGGACCCUCGGGGGCAGCCUCCAGCCACCCACUUCGCUCCAAACAGGGAACCACAGUAACGGUCCCACUGAUCUCAGCAUGAAAGGGGGGGCAUCCAGUACCGCCCCGUCCAACAGCACCAGCAGGGGGAUGCAGGCCGCCCAGCUCAGCCCCACGGAGAUCAGCGCGGUGCGGCAGCUGAUCGCCGGCUACCGAGAGUCCGCGGCUUUUCUCCUCCGGUCGGCAGAUGAACUGGAAAACCUCAUUUUACAGCAGAACUGACUCCGGGCGUCCGCGUAGCUCCUCUGUCAGAAGACAAUUGACAUCCUCUAGAAAGAGGCUCCCACUCGUGUCCUGCUCAGGACCGACCAUCGUCCUCCCACCUUGCGGGUGGGACAUUUCCUUUGAGAGGUGGGAUCCAAGAGACCCGUUUUCUUUCACACUCCGAGCACCUGGGACUUUGGGCACAAAGACGCAUUUUCGAACCAUACUGCACAGACCAGAAGCCAAACGUGCGACUUGGACGGGUGCGGGACUUUCUAGGGUGGAAGGGAGCCUGGGGAGGUUGGGGCUGCAGCUGUAUUUAGGAGACCCUUUGUGGACCCCACUGUUAGAGUUCCACCCCCAGAUAAUUACCUUUCCAGUCUUAGGUGAGCUGAAUCGCAUAUUUAUUGAGAAAUGGACCCUCCUCUCCCCUUAGUAAUUUAUUUUUCUGAAAAUGGAUUCGUUUAAGUUUGUACAGGUUGCCAGUUGUGUGUCCGUCUGAUGAGAAGGCAUUUAUUCCUGUGAAAUAACACAUUCCAUGUCACUACACUACUAACGGCUGGGCAGCGACGCCGCUCCUCCUGGAAACCCGGGUCCCACAGGGCGGUCGUCCGCGAGCCCGGCAGCCUCCGGGCUGCUCGGCCUCCCAUAAGCUUAGGUGGAAGCUGAAGAAGGAAGAAAAGGAGCGCCCUGUUUAGACCUGAUCUCUAAGCAGUCCUGUAGCAGCAGCAGUGGGAUCUGAUAUUUCCUGCAGAGACCCAGCAAGCUCAGUAGACCUCCGACCAGAAGGACCUCUCUCUCUCUUUCACUCGUUUAAAAUUGAAAAUUAAAAAAAAAAAAAAAAAAAAAAGAGAAAACAAGGAGACAUCUGAGAAACACUGUCCUGCGUUCAUGAUCUGUUUUCUACCUCACACUCCAUUGUGGGCUUUUUCCAGGACUCCCCGAUCUGGCUCUUAACGGUUCACCCCUGAACGCGUGCAUGACGCAUAGCCCGACUGCUCGGCAGAGACGCGGAGGCCGUGGAGGAGCGCAACACUAAGCCAGCAGCUCGACACCUCGCCUGGCCUGAUGCCCUCUCUGCUCCGAGAAAGGAAGGUGCGCUGCUGCUGCCGCAUGAUCAAAAACCAUCCAAUCGCUCCUUGAAACCCAGGCUGUUUUCACACGUGCAUGUGAAGCCAGCGCUGGGGCAGCAGCGACAGAACUGCUUAGGAUAGGCACCUGGGACUAACAAAAGGUAGGGCAGGCGCUUGGGGAGGAAAGGCAUGCCGCUCCAGCCCCACGAGCCGUUCCCAAGGAAGCAGAGGCCAGGAGACAUUCAGCAGCAGUGCCAGGGGCUCCCUGCAGGCCCUGGAGCCCCCCAGGAACAGUCCUGGAAUAAGCCCACAAUUCCUAAAGUGUGAAAAAGAGAUAGGCCUGAUUACCACUGCUCAGCCCCUUCCCUCCCCCCACACCAAGGCACUUCCCUUUGCUCAGUGCAAUACCUAUCACCAGUGCUGCUAAACCAGGGACUAUGCUCGGGCAUCGAUGCCGAGCAGGGCCAAGCAAUGCAACGUGGUCUGUAGCCAUAAAAAGCAGCAGCAACUGCUGCCGGAGAGCCCGUGAGACUUCUCCUCGCCUCCUCCCUUCCCAGUGCUGGCGGAAACCCAGGCCUGCUCUCCUCCGGAGGGCAGGAGCCAGGAGAAAGCAGCCCUCGAUGAGUGCCGCGGCGGCGGUGAGCGUUUGGAGUGCAGGUGGUUUCCUUCUCCAACUCCUUUUAGACCAACUUGUCACGAGCCUGUCUCGGUGCGGAUGGUUUCUGCGGGGGUCAGGCCUGCACUGCAGAAGUCAGCCGUGCUAACCCAGGGGUUUCAACCGCUGCAGGUGGCAGAGGCUGAACCUCCAUUGUAUUUUUGGAAAGCUUUUUCUUAACCAAAUUCCACCCCAUAAACCAGAGGGGACAAGCAGUGCUGGCUGAGGAACAAAGCCCUGCUCUUCGCUGUAGGAGAGCCAAGGCCUCAGGCUCUCUAGACAAGAGCCUGCCUAAGCUCAGCACUGGAAGGGAUUUCCUAUUGCAUUGACCUUUUUCCCCCCAAACCUGGAAACUUUUCCCAGCUGCUGGAGAAAGGGGACUCAGCUCCUGACCAUGUCCUACAGUCAGAGUCCCCCCAGGGAGAAGGUGGGGGGUUGCCGCGGAUCAGACUUGGCGCCCCCCCCCUCAUUCCAACACGAGCCAAAAGGGGCAAGUGUGCGGGCACGUCCCGACCAGGCCAAGUUGCGGGGAGGGCAGGCCAGUACCAAGGUCGAGGCAGCCGAGUAAAGAACCACCAUGCACAUCCAGACCUUCGGACAGACACUUUCCCAGCACUUCGCAAGCCUGCUUGGUUUGUCCACCCCCCGCCCCCCCAUACUUUGAAUUUAUGUAAAUAUUUAUUUUUGUGUGAAUACCAUGAAGUAACAAACCCUUUACAAAAUGUAACCACAGCCAUUUGUGAAAGUCUUAAUGUUAAAGAAAGAGAGGCAGAGACAAUCGCUGUCCCAGAAUUCUCUCUAUAGAUAACUUAAUUGUUGCCUCUGCUCCUUAAGAGGCCAUCGUGAACAUGUAGCCAUAAGUUUGCCAGCCAAUUAACUAAGAAAGGGGUUGCCCAGGGGCUUAUUGCAAAGAGAUCAACGGCAGCGAGAGUUCGAUUCAAGCUGUAUUUAUACCGGUUCUAGCUGUCUUUACCAGAUCACCUUGGAACUUGGCUUAGCGCAUGUGUUAAAAGUUCAGUAGCUCUUAAAUAGUUUCAAACACUGGCCGAACAGAGCUGAGACUCUGGCUUGCGUAGGAAAAACAACGGACAACCCACCCGGCGACACCAACUGAUGUUCAUAGCUUGCAGCUGGAGGGUACACACGCAGAUGUCUGAAGCCCUGGUGACAGCAGCAUCUGUGACAAGUGAAACAAAUGGGAUCCACUACAUAUUUCUGUCAGGGAACUUUUUUUUUUGGGUUUUUUUUUUUGGGUAAGCUGCAGCUUUAGUUUCUUUGGAGCUAGCUCCACGGGACAUCUCAGUGCUCUUUAACUGGUCCUUACUCGAUAUCGGCCCUUCUGUGCGCAAAACCUGUCGUUUCACAGCCACAAUCCUCAGUUCUCCCUAGAUACUACAGGACUAGGAAUCUCCGAGUUAGAUUCUCAGGCAGAAGGAAUGAGCAGGAGCAGAACACACUGGCUUUCCAGACUUCAUGACGGCUGAAAGGAGAGCCCUAGUUUAGCGGACGGUCUGGGGGACAAAAAAAAAAAUCUCAGUGAUCAAGAAAACAUACGAUUUUUGUUUCCUUGGGAAUCCUCCUCGCGGGCAUGCGUGGGCUGUCCAGUGCCCAACGCCGCGUUUCAGCAGGAGGAGGAAGAAGUGUUCACGGGAUGCCAAGCAGAUGCGACUUGUACCUCCCUCCCCAGUGCAGAGGGCUGCUCCCCUCUGGCGGGCGGCUGUAGGAUUUAGUACCAGUUCAUUUACAAAAAUGCUGCUUUGAACUCAGAGGGUUAAAUAAUAUACUUUUGAUUUGUAAUUUUUUGUAAAACUUUUUACAAGGUAGCAUAGUAUUUCACCAGAAUACCAACUACAAUCCGUCCAUGGUCUGAUUUUUAUAUAAUUUAGUGGUGCUUUAGAAAACUUUUGUUUGGUUGUUUCAGAGCCGUACAGCUCAGUUCUUCACCUGUAUCUACCUAAGACCAAUGUGAACCUUUGUAUUUUUGCUCCUAAUUUUGGACUCAGUGAAAGUGUACUGUUUACAUGUACAGAACUCCCAGCCCCUGUGUGUUCUGCAAGACCUGCUGUUGAAGAGGAAGAUGCACCUCACCCAGUUCAUCUGCCUAAGAAAGCCACAGACUCACUUUCUCUCUCACGGAAACGUUUCACCGUCUUAAAAGACAAAACGCCCCCCCCAUCCCUCCCCCCCCCAAUGCUGAGAUGUGCUGUAACAGAUUUGUUCUUUGCACAAUCUAGUCUAUCUUGAGUGGUCAACUUAAGAAAUAGCUGUGGUCUAAAAACCUGAGACCUGAUACGAGAGAAUUCACUGAAAAACCGACAGCCAGGACCCCGCAUGGAAACAGAACCAUAUGAGGGUGCUGUUUCACCAGCCUCCUUCCCUGGUACCCAAGGCACGAAGGAAAAGCUGCUCAGCUGGACUUGAAUCCAAGCUGAAUAGAGCAGCAAUCACAACAGCUGGGGAAGGGGGAAGAACCUGCUUUUUCCUUCAGCACAACUGGAGACGCGCGUCCCCGCACGCCUGGUCAAGCCAUCCCCUAUGCUGAUUUCAGAAUGAAACGGUAGGAGAGGAGUCCCUCGGGAGACACGGGGGUCCCCGAAUCAAGUCGAAGGCGCCUCAUUUGGAAAGCCAGUACUUUCCAGGGGGCUCGAGUAGCAAACAUGGCACUUAAACCACCAGGGGAAGAGAAUCCAACUUCUAAGGUGACACUUUAUUGCGUAAUCAAUUGAUUCCUUUCUAAAUGAUAUUUUUGCAGCUAGGCACCUAUGCAACUCAAUGUGGCUCUUUUAAGCAGAUGAGCACUUCCUCCUCAAUGAGCUCUAUACAAAUGAUUUGUGUUAUAUACUGUGGAUUUUUCCAGUAAAUGUGGCUUAAUAUUUUAAUUCUUAGAAUGUGUGUCUAUUAUAUAUGUGAUGCAACUUAAUUCUGUUCUGUUUGUGGAAUGAUUAGCACAGGCCAACUCCCUGUUCCCCUCACUUAACAAAGACCAAUGAGCUGUUAAUCAAGCUGUUAUCUCCAUGGUAUUACUUGCUAAAUGCACUGAUUUCAUAAGUAUGUGGAAUCCUUUUUUCUUUUGAAUCUGUAUAUCAUAUAUAAGACUGAAUCUACUUAAUAAACACUGUAUAACAAA
Molecule: messenger RNA, 6902 nt
Organism: Alligator mississippiensis (American alligator)
Lineage: Eukaryota; Metazoa; Chordata; Crocodylia; Alligatoridae
Gene: NOL4L
Product: nucleolar protein 4 like
Exons: 11
Coding region: 38-2065 (675 amino acids)
Source: RefSeq, a predicted model, not a curated record